UUUUUUAAAAGUUUAUAUUUUUAUAUUAAAAAUUAUAAAUAUAAUAAAUAAAAUUGUAAAGGGUUCAAAAAUAUUUGAUAUACAUAUAGUUUUAUUUUCAUCACAAAAUAUACAAAAUAUUACUGAUUAAAUUUUAAAAAUAUUUUAAACAUUAUCUGAAUAUAAAUCUUAGAAGGUAAAAAAAAAUUUGUCCUAGGUUCAUAACAAUGUUAAGCCGCCCUGACAACCACUCGAAGCCUUAACCGAGUUUACCAGGCGCCAACGAUCCGGUUUAAAUACUUCAAUCAGUUGACUAAAGAGAGUGGUUGUCAAGUGAGCGAAAUCGAACCAAACUAAAAUAAAGUCUCCCUUUGUCUUGGAAUGUUAUAGACACUUUCAAAACAAUUCUUUAAGACAUUAACAUGUCAUUAACGUAAGGAGAUAUUUUUAUAUUACGAUAUAUGUUUUUAAUAAUACCAGAAGUAUAUUUAAGGAAACAUGUUGGUAGAUGAUUAGAAAUUCUGGUAAAUUGUACUAUUAUAGGUAGUUUUCUAAGAGCAUAAAAUGAACGCCAAAGAAAACUUCAAAACAAAACAACAGAAAUAUACCUAGAAAAAAAUGCACAACAAAUGCAUGAGGCAAAGACACAAAGUCGAACACAAAGCCAUUUUACCAAUAAAGUUGGCAACGAAAAACGAAGUAGUCGCUCCAUAAAGUCUCAAUUCAAAACCCAUAGCCAUUUACUGAGAAAGAUUUGCAAUUUAAAUAAAGUCGAACCAUAGCCAUUUACCAAAAAGAUUAGUGCUGCAACUGAAAAGGAAUAAGGAAGAAGACUUUAACUCGUUGUAAAAAAGACUCUUGCUCUCGUUUCUCUAUAUUACUUGCACAACAAAAAUGUUGAAAUAUUGUAUUUGAAACCCUAGUCCCUAGAAAGAUGUAAAUGUACUUCUUCAUUGUUUACAAAAAUGUUGGUUCCUGCAACUCCAAAUUUCAUAUCCUCUGAGAAUAAAUAAAUAUAAAAUGAUGGGGUGGGUUCUUCACGGAUGAUUGCGGAUGCGUUUCCAUGAUGAUGUUAUGAUAGGUAAUAUAUACAUAGAUCAUUAAUGAUUAGUUUAUAUCGAUUCAUAUAAAAUUAGCUAGAUGUUUUCCUAUUAGUUUGGACCAGCCAAAUUUGUCACGAUUAUAACAUAUUUUAGACGAUUAGUAUUAUGCACUGUCGAAAAGGAGUAAGCCGGACCUAGCCUAAGAAAAAAAUGUUCAGUAGUCUCAAAACCAACAAUCCAGCGUUGGAUUAGUCCGUCCGUAGCAAGUUAGCAACAUUUGUAGUUUUCAUCGAUUAUAGUAAAUAGAAACGAGGGUUUAGGGUUGUAUAUUCAGAUACAAAACCAGACAAACAAUUAUUAAUUGUCUCUUUACUUGAGUGUUUUUCUUCACUUUCAUUUUGAAAUUUUCAUAUAUUCUUGAAGAAAAUUAAAAGUAAAAGUAGCGACGUUCAUUUUAGAAAAAAAUAGCAUGCUCCAAAAAUUACUAAUAAUCAGCUGUCGUUGGCUUUUCUUUUUCACUUUAGACCAGCAAAGGUAAUGGGUGAGGGCCUCCUCUUUGUUCUUCUCAAAUAUUAGGAAUCUAUUAAUAAUCGUAAACCGAAAACAAAAUCGGAAAAACUAAAAAGAGCCCAUGAAAUAGCAAAAAUUCAAACUACUCUAGUUUUCAGCUGCAUUAGUUUGUACAAAGGUCUUUUUCAUUUGAAUAAAUUUAACUUUAAAAACAAAAAAUUCAAAAAUUAAGUAUCGAUUUGGUUAGAAUAUUAUGUUUACUAAUAUACAGAUGAACUAAGGAAUUCUUUAUCACACAUUUCAACGCCAAGUAUUUUCAAAAUUCAAACCCUUAUUGCUGUAUAGUUUCUUGUAACGUUUCAUCUUAUGAAUAUAAAUAUGUAUUCCCUUCAACUUAUUAUGUUAAUAUAAAUAGCAUACUAUACGCUCAUUCAUAGAAAUAGUUUCUCUUUUGAUCACAUGCCAUGUUAAGUUCCUGUUGUAGUUGUUCUUAUAAAUUUGAUGCAAUUAAAAAUGAUUUAAAAUAAUAUUUAAGAAAAGGGAAAAUAGUGGGAAAGAGGAGUUUACAAAAUAAUUUGAUAAUAAUUACAGAGUGGCUUGUACAUAUAUACUACUGUUUCUUUUUGCAGGUUCAUAGUGUGAAAGUUUCGAGAAGUUUUAGCUGUUGAUACAUUGGGUACAGAAAUAGAAUCCUUGACAGAGAAGUUAUUAAUUUCUUCUAUAACAACAAAAACAAAAAGAGCAGCACAAUUACCAAAGAUUCUAGUUACUUUGGACUAGUUUAGUGGUUGGACAAAGACAAUGCAUGGCCUCUUAAAUCUGAUGGAUUAUAUUUUGAUUUUUAGUUAAUGAACAUAGAAUGACAUAAAAGUAGGGUGUUUAUUUCAUAAUAUAGGGUAAUCAUAUGAUCUAUAAUUAGUUGGUGAAUUCCACCCGAACGAAAACAAAAAUUGAUUCAUACGUUCCACCAAAAUGAUAAGACAAAUAAGAAAAACACUAUUCAAAAUGACAAUGCAUGUGAUAUUGUGUGUGUUUUCUUUGUGAAAUUGUGUGUUUCUUAUUUUUUUCCUAUAUUAUAUUUCAAGGGUUUUUUUAUAAAAGCAUUUCAAUAUUUUUUAUAUUGAUUACAAGAUACAUAAUAUGUCAUAUAAUAUUUUCGCCUUUACUGGCCUAUUUGGACAUGUUAAUUUAAACAAUUGUUCUCGAUUAAAAAAAACAAUAUAAACUUUUAACUUGUCAUAGAUUUUUUUUUAAAACUAAUUUGUCAUAGAUAGAGUUUGAUUUCAGACUAAGGUGAGAUUAAUGUUGGAAAUAAUUGUUCUUAAUCUGGUUUUACAGCUCAGAAUUUCAUGAUCUUAUCAAAUCAAAAUUUUAAAAAAUUAUUUUCUUAAAACCCAGUAGACUAGGUGACUCUGUCCUUUAUAUGAAACCUAAUUCAAAUAAUCCUAUAAUUGGGAGAUUAAAAAAGAGAGAAAAAUCAAACCAAAAGAUAAAGAGAAGGUAAAAAAAAGAAGGCAAGAGGCACUAAUCUUUAGUUUUAUAAUUUUUUCUCCAUUAAAGAAAAAGCGAUGAUGUCUGCUCUCAUCUUUUAAGAAAGUGUGUAUAUUGCGUUUGCUUUUCUCAAAAGCAAUAGACUCAUCAACCAAAAAAAUAAAAAUAAAGCUCAAUCCAAAAGACCAAGAAUGCUUUGGAUACUGCAACUUCUUUUUUCACCUUUCUUUAAAAAAAAAUCAAUUACAAUUACAAUUACAAUUUUCACGUUUUGUAUUUUAUAAAAAAAGAAAGAAACUGAAGGCUUGAAAUAAUGAUGAUCCUCUUCACUUAUUAAGCCACUCACUAUAAGCAGCAAAACUACAGAAAGGUGAAAGCAUGAUGAUCUCUAAUGAUGACGAUCUCCUUGGAUCAAUAUCACUAAGGUUUUGCAGUUUCUUCGAAGACCCUUCUUCCCUUUCACUUCUCUGAACUUCAGAUUCGUGUCGGAGACAUUUUUGUUUUUUUUUCUGAUGUUACAAUGGCAGACAAGAUAUUCACUUUCUUCCUACUCUUGUCUUCAGUAUCUCCACUCCUCUGUUCUUCUUCGACUUCAUCUCUUAAUCUCUCACUAAUAAGACAAGCCAACGUCCUUGUCUCUCUAAAGAAAAGCUUUGACUCCUAUGAUCCUUCUCUUGAUUCAUGGAACGUUCCAAACUUCAAAUCUCUCUGUUCGUGGACAGGCGUUUCUUGCGACAGCUUGAACCAGUCCAUUACUCGUCUCGACAUCUCUAACCUCAACAUCUACGGCACUCUCUCGCCAGAGAUCCAUAAGCUCUGGAGCCUAGAGGUCUUAAACAUCUCAAACAACGCCUUUGAAGGAGAGCUUAAGCCACUUGAGUUCAGUCAAAUGUCUCAGCUCGUGACUCUCGACGCUUACAACAACAACUUCAAGGGAUCACUUCCUCUGUCUCUAACCGAACUCACUAAGCUCGGUUACUUAAACCUUGGAGGAAACUACUUUAACGGUGAGAUCCCUAGAAGCUACGGAGAUUUCUUGCGUCUCAAGCAUCUAGACUUAUCAGGAAAUGACCUAAGUGGAAGAAUCCCUGACGAGUUAGGAAACAUCACAACUCUUGAAAAGCUGUACUUAGGUUACGACAACGACUUCCACGGGAUACCUAAAGGCUUAGGGAGCUUGAUCAAUCUUGUUCUGUUGGAUUUAGCUAACUGCAGCUUGAGAGGAUCAGUUCCUUCUGAACUAGGGCAUCUCAAGAACUUGGAGGUUCUGUUUCUUCAGAUCAAUGAGCUCACUGGCUCUAUUCCUAGAGAGUUAGGGAACCUGACGAGCCUCAAGACUCUUGAUCUCUCCUACAACUCUCUAGAAGGAGAGAUUCCUCUAGAGCUCUCUGGACUUCAAAAGCUUCAAGUGUUCAACCUCUUCUUCAACAGAUUACACGGCGAGAUUCAUGAGUUUGUAUCUCACUUUCCUGAUUUGGAAAUUCUCAAGCUUUGGCACAAUAACUUCACUGGAAAGAUUCCUAAGAAGCUUGGAUCAAACGGUAAGCUUGUGGAGAUCGACUUGUCUACCAAUAAGCUCACAGGUUUGAUCCCUGAAUCACUCUGUUUCGGAAGAAAGCUAAAGAUUCUCAUUCUCUUCAACAACUUCUUGUUCGGUUCUCUCCCUCAAGAUCUUGGCCGAUGCGAGCCUCUCUGGAAGUUUCGUCUAGGUCAGAACUUUCUGACAGGUAAACUGCCAAAGGGUUUGGUUUAUUUGCCACAUUUAUGGCUUCUUGAGCUUCAAAACAACUUCUUGACCGGAGAAAUCGAAGAACAAGAAGCCGGUAAAGAGGGAUCGUCUAACCUUAGUCAGAUCAAUCUGUCUAACAAUAGGUUAUCCGGACCAAUCCCUGGUUCAAUCAACAACCUCAGAAGCCUUCAGAUUCUUCUUCUUGGCGGGAACCGGUUCACCGGACAGAUUCCCGGUGAAAUCGGAAGGUUGAAGGGUCUUCUCAAGAUUGACAUGAGCAUGAAUAGCUUGUCAGGCAAGGUACCUCCAGAGUUGGGUGAGUGUCAGUCAUUGACCUACUUAGAUUUGAGCCAUAACCAGCUCUCAGGUCAGAUUCCGGUUCAGAUUUCGCAGAUUCGGAUGCUAAACUAUCUGAAUGUUUCUUGGAACUUCUUAAACCAGAGCCUCCCUGUUGAGCUUGGAUACAUGAAGAGCUUAACAUCAGCAGAUUUCUCACACAACAACUUCUCUGGCUCAGUACCAGCUUCAGGGCAAUUCGUUUACUUCAACAGCACGUCAUUCAUCGAAAACCCUUUUCUCUGCGGAUACUCUUCCAACCCUUGCAAUGGUUCUCAAAACCAGUCUCAAUCUCAGCUUCUUAACCAGAAAAAUGCAAGCUCUCAUGGAGAAAUCUCCGUUAAAUUCAAGCUGAUAUUAGGGUUAGGGCUACUAGGGUUCUUCCUGAUGUUCAUCGUUUUAGCUCUGGUCAAUAAUUGGAGAAUGAGAAGGAAUAGUCCGAAUCUAUGGAAGCUCAUCGGAUUCCAAAAGCUUGGUUUCAGAAGUGAGCACGUUUUGGAAUGCGUUAAAGAGAACAAUGUGAUAGGUAAAGGCGGUGCAGGGAUCGUCUACAAAGGCUUAAUGCCAAACGGUGAGGAAGUUGCGGUCAAGAAGCUUUUAACCGUAAGCAAAGGAUCAUCACACGACAACGGUCUAUCCGCUGAGAUUCAGACAUUAGGUAGGAUCAGACACAGAAACAUUGUGAGAUUGAUCGCUUUUUGUUCAAACAAAGACGUGAAUCUCCUUGUUUACGAGUACAUGCCUAACGGUAGUCUCGGAGAAGCCUUGCACGGGAAAGCUGGAGUGUUUUUGAAAUGGGAAACGCGGUUACAAAUAGCGUUGGAAGCGGCUAAAGGAUUGUGUUAUCUACACCACGAUUGCUCGCCGCUUAUAAUUCACCGCGAUGUAAAAUCAAACAACAUCUUGUUAGGACCUGAGUUUGAAGCUCAUGUUGCUGAUUUUGGGCUUGCUAAGUUUAUGAUGCAAGACAAUGGAGCUUCACAGUGUAUGUCAUCGGUCGCAGGCUCAUACGGCUACAUUGCUCCAGAAUACGGAUAUACAUUGAGAAUAGACGAGAAGAGCGAUGUGUACAGCUUCGGGGUGGUGCUACUGGAGCUAAUAACGGGUCGAAGACCACUAGAUAAAUUUGGAGAAGAAGGGAUAGACAUUGUGCAAUGGUCAAUGAUUCAGACAAAUUGUAAUAGACAAGGUGUGGUAAAGAUCGUUGACCAGAGAUUGAGCAAUGUGCCAUUGGGAGAAGCCAUGGAACUGUUCUUUGUGGCCAUGUUAUGUGUUCAAGAACAUAGUGUGGAGAGACCGACUAUGAGAGAGGUUGUCCAGAUGAUUUCUCAAGCUAAACAGCCAAAUACUAUCUAAAUCCAGUGAUUUUAUGUAUAUGAGUUAAAUAUUUUUGUAAUGUUCUAUGUGUUUUAUAGAGGCGUUUUAUAGAAAUGUAACUGGUUUGGUGAUAUGAGGGGGUUAGGAACUUAAAGCACCCCAAUGGGGGUUCUAGCGAAAAGGGCAAAAAAAUCUUAAAAUACA
Brassica rapa (field mustard) is the source of this 6609-nucleotide messenger RNA. Its product is annotated as leucine-rich repeat receptor-like serine/threonine-protein kinase BAM3. The record is from RefSeq and is a predicted model, not a curated record. Gene Ontology annotation, biological process: protein phosphorylation. Gene Ontology annotation, molecular function: protein kinase activity; receptor serine/threonine kinase binding; ATP binding. NCBI's taxonomy places the organism in Eukaryota, Viridiplantae, Streptophyta, Magnoliopsida, Brassicales, Brassicaceae.